AAUCAAACUACAUCAGUCAUGGAAACUUUUGACGCAAUCUCCAAUAGUAGUCAUAUUUUCUGCAUUUCUGUAUUUUAUUAAAAACUGAUUCAUUUUAUUUUGACCACACCCUUUUUCUUAUUAAUUUUUUUCCAGAAAAGUUUUUGAGGUUUACUUAAAAAAUGGUAGCUUCUAUUUUACAAAAAAAAAGUCUAAUCAUUAAUCAAAAUUAUAUUUAUACGCGUCAGUUUAAUUCCAAAUAAAAUUUUGUAAAUAAAACAUUUUCAGACAAACAUUUUGUUGCGACUUUGAGUUAGUCGAAAAAAUUUCAUUAAUUCAAGAACAAAAGUGUAAUCUCCAUACUUUUUCGAAUUUUUCUCUUCAAAAAUGAGAUUUCGCGUUUCAAACGUAUUAACUCUCUGAAAAUCUUGGAAAAAAUCAUACCCUUACAUUACCACGCUCUCCAGAGGUCGAAAAAAAGGACACGCGGAGGUCAUAUGUGAGCAAAGAUGCAGAGGAUAUAUCAAUUCAUACUAAUAAUCAUUUUAUUAUUAUUAUUAGUCUUUGACAUAUUUACCAACAAGCCAGAAUUAUUUCCAAGUUCUCGAAUUUCACCAUGCUACACGGAAUCGUCACCAACGAGCGGAAAACUGGAAUCAAAUGCUGAAAAAUCAGAAAAAUUAAUAAAUGUGCCAUCAACACUGGAUUUGUCAAACAAAUCAUAUUUUAUUGAUGGAUUCGAUCGGUUUGACUGGUAUCAAUUUCAAUUGUUUAGAAAAACAAAUGACAGACCGAAAACAGCCAGCAACAUCAGCACGCUGUAUGCAUAUGAAUUUGAGCACGAAAUUACUGUUACAACAACUUCUUGGAAACGUAUGGGACAUCGCGUCUACUGUCGUUACCUUGAUGAUAACAAUAUCGAAAUUGGAAUCCCAUUUGAAAGUCUCACGUAUCCAGAGUAUAUUGUCAGCUGUAAAAAGAGAGACGGCACUAAGAAAAUUGGGUUAAGUGUCGAAAAGAAUGGAGACUUUUUUCCAUUACCAAUUAUUGAUAGAAUGCUGAAAAAACCAAAAUACGAACUCUCCAUGUGUGUUGCAUCCAUUUACGGCGAUGAACCAAAAUGGUUGAUGUUUAUCGAAAUGAUAGAGCAUUUCAAGUUACAAGGUGUCCAACACUUUUACCUUCAUAUCCAUCAUGCUUCCGAAUAUGAUAUGAGAGUGAUUAAUGAUUAUGUGAGAACGGGAGAAGUUGAAGUACACUAUCUUAUCGAAAGGGAUAUGCGGGCUGAUAACCAUUGGCAUAUGGUUAAUCUUGCGGACUGCUUAAUAUGGUCCCGCGGAGAGACAAAAUGGACCAUCUUCGCUGAUCUAGACGAACGAAUCUACAUGACAAACUAUACGGGAACAAUUUUGGAUUACGUCCAGGUCGUCAAAAAUGAAAGUAUUGCGAGUAUUCAAUUCAGACAGCAAUGGAUAAUGAAAACUGAACUGAUGCCACCAAAAUAUGAAGGUGAUCGACAGUUGGACAAAUGGAUGCCAACUCAUCGAUGGCAUAGUUCGAGUGGAAUUGGUCCACCGGGACAUACUGCAAAAUGUAUUGUUGAUACAUCGAAAGUGUUCAUCAUGUUUAUUCAUUACGUAACACAAUUUUUCCCUGCGACGAAUGGUUCGAAUUAUGUGCAAAUUCGUGUUGAUCCGGAAGAAGGACUUGUUAGACAUUACCGUGAUCUGUCUCUUGGAGAUUGGGGACGAAAAUGGCUGAAUUCAACUCUGAAAUUUGGUGCUCUACGAGACACUGACUAUCCAAGUGCAUUUCUUGGAAAACUGACGGAAAACGUGAAACGGAGAGCAAAAUACGUUUAUGACAAUUACUAUGAUUGAUGAUUAUGGAUAAUUUAUUGUGCUAGAUAAAUAAUUUUUUAGUAUAGUUCCAAUUGAUCUCAAAACGUGUUUAUUUUUUCACUUGUCGUGUUUUAAUAUCAAAGUUUACUGGUCUUCGUUAGCAUUUCACUGAUUGUGAAAACAGUUAAUUUAAAAUUAUGUUUAAUAAAAAAUGAU
Messenger RNA from Caenorhabditis elegans, 2036 nucleotides. RefSeq names its product Glycosyltransferase family 92 protein (gene gtnt-40). Gene Ontology annotation, cellular component: membrane. The coding region runs from base 489 to 1859 and encodes 456 amino acids. The record is from RefSeq and is marked reviewed. NCBI's taxonomy places the organism in Eukaryota, Metazoa, Nematoda, Chromadorea, Rhabditida, Rhabditidae. The transcript has 7 exons. Gene Ontology annotation, molecular function: glycosyltransferase activity.